Molecule: messenger RNA, 517 nt
Organism: Prorocentrum cordatum
Lineage: Eukaryota; Dinophyceae; Prorocentrales; Prorocentraceae
Source: the annotation of a GenBank genome assembly
AUGUCUGCCGCGACUUCUCCACUGGCGGCGCACCUGCCGGUCUACGAGUUGGAUGGUGUGUUCCUCCGGCAUGUGUCGCACAAUUUGGGCUCACACGUUGAGGGAUUCGUGCAAGCUGCUCGGCGACUUCGGCGCCUGGGGCUACUUUCGGAUACCCUGAUCAAGAAACUGGUCGUCUUGGAUACGACUUACAGUACGGCGCGCCACAUCAACAACGCCUCUUGCUCCACAUUCUUCGGCGCCGUUGUCAGUGACAGUCGAACUCGUGCUCACCAAAGACGCCCUCCUGAUCGUCAGCCCUCUGACGUAGAUUCUCAUUGGCCACAGCCAGACCUUCAGUCGCAUUUUGUUUUCAAGCAGGAAGCCCAAGUCUUCACGCCCGGCCUCGUCACAGCCGUCACCGUCCCAGACGUCAACCCCGUGACCGAGACAGAGGUGUCUUCCUCGAGAACAGACGUGUCGGCGCAAAGGCAUUACAGCACCAACCAGCAAUGCAGGUUCGGCCACCACCACUACA